Messenger RNA from Etheostoma spectabile (orangethroat darter), 2831 nucleotides. RefSeq names its product complement component 7b (gene c7b). The record is from RefSeq and is a predicted model, not a curated record. The transcript has 18 exons. Gene Ontology annotation, biological process: complement activation. NCBI's taxonomy places the organism in Eukaryota, Metazoa, Chordata, Actinopteri, Perciformes, Percidae. Gene Ontology annotation, molecular function: protein binding. Gene Ontology annotation, cellular component: membrane attack complex. The coding region runs from base 201 to 2690 and encodes 829 amino acids.
CUGUGGGAAAGAACGCUGGGUUUGUGUUACUGACUCACUGAAUCUGCUUGCUCAGAUUAGAGUUUCCUCAGCAGAGGAAUUCCUGAACUCGGGGAUCUAUUGAGUAAUCCGCCCCCCCCCACACACCCCCUGUUGAUUAUAUGACCCAGAGUGUUCCAGUGCUGGACCAGACUUGAGGGCCGGACUCUGUGCAGCACACCAUGAAGUUCCAUUUGGUUGCAGCUCUGUCUUGUUGGGCAUUGUUGGUCGUCUUUGUGUCUCCAGUUUGCUGUCAGCAGCCUGUGAACUGCAGAUGGGGACCUUUUGGAGAGUGGUCCGAGUGUGACGGCUGCUCCAGGACAAAGGUGCAGACUCGCCAUGUGGAGGUGUAUGCCCAGUUUGGGGGUCAGCCAUGUUCAGGAGAAGCCACACAAACGCAACCAUGUGUCCCACAGAAAGGAUGUCCUCUGGCAACAAACUGUGGAGACAGGUUCCGCUGUACCUCCGGUCAGUGUAUCAGCCGGUCUCUGGUGUGUAACGGAGACCACGACUGUGAGGAUGGCCUGGAUGAGAGAAGCUGUGAUCCAGACAACAGCCAGGACUCAUGUGACAUCGACAAACCCCCCCCCAACUCUGACAUCACAGGCAGAGGGUACAACGUGUUGACCGGCAAACUGAGAGGAGCGGUGAUCAACACUCGGAGCUUUGGAGGGCAGUGCAGGAAGGUGUUCAGUGGUGACCAUAAAGUCCUUUACAGACUGCCACACAACGUCCUCAGGUACAACUUUGAGGUGUCAGUAGACAAUGAAGAGAGCGAUGAAUCCUACGAGAGCUCCUGGUCCUACAUGCAGCACAUCCAGGCCAACGGCUUGCUGGGACAUGACCGUCGCUCUUUCCACAAAGAGCUCACUGAAACUAAGGCCCACAGACUUAUAAUCCUGAAGAAUAAAGUGGAGCUGGCCCAGUUCCAAAACUCUGCCCCUCAGUAUCUGACGCUGGCUGAAGGUUUCUGGGAAGCCUUGUCCUCGCUGCCGUACACGUACGACUACUCCGCCUACCGCCGGCUCUUUGAGACAUACGGCACGCACUACCUCUCCGAGGGCUCACUCGGAGGCGAAUACCAAGGCCUGUUGGAGUUAGACCGUCAGGCGCUCCAAUUGACCAGUACAACACAUAUUGACUAUCAGAGGUGCUGGAGAAAGGUGAAACGCCGUCUCUUUAGGAAGAAAGUUACGACCACCUGUGAAAAAUUUACACAAUCUUUAUCCUCCAGCCAAGGACACAACGUGACCAAGAUGCCCAUUAAGGUCAAUGUGAUUGGAGGAGAUGCGUCCUUUAUUGGCGCUCUGUCUCUCCUGGAUCUGGAAAACCCAGAGGCUAACGGAGAGAUCUACGACAACUGGGCCUCGUCUGUCAAAGACUUCCCUGAAGUCAUAGACCAGAAGCUGCGUCCUCUGUACGAGCUUGUGAAGGAAGUGCAGUGUGCAGGUUUGAAGAAGCUCCACCUGAAGAGAGCCACCGAGGAGUACCUGGCCGAGGAGCACCCCUGUCACUGCCGGCCCUGCCAGAACAACGGGCAGCCGCUGCUGACGGGCUCCGAGUGCCGCUGCGUCUGCCGGCCGGGGACGUCUGGACGAGCCUGUGAGAGGGGGGCUGCGAUCGGAGGACAAACCGGGGUGAUCCAUGGCAGCUGGAGCUGCUGGUCCUCCUGGGGAUCCUGCUCUGGCAGUCAAAGGUCAAGGACCCGAAGCUGUACCAACCCCGCCCCCAGCAGAGGGGGCCAACACUGCUCCGGCCUUCAGGAGGAGCGGAAGCCUUGUGAGGACGCAGAAAUUCAGUACUUACAGAUGAUGGAGCCUCAGUGCUUCAGUCUCUCCGUGACUCCACCCAAGACAUGCGGAUUGCCCCCAAACCUCCGGAACGGAUUUAUUGAGGAUCCCAGAGACUUUUACCUCAUUGGAAACAGGGUGAGGUACGCCUGCAUACAUAGUCAUUACCUCAGGGGAGACGCUGUGGCUGAAUGCACUGAAAACCAGACGUGGAGGACAGGAGCAAAUGUUUGUAAAAGUAACACAUGUGGGAUUCCGGUACUCAACAGUGGUGUUUUAGCCACGCCCACUAAAAAAGCCUAUCAGAUCGGAGACAGAUUGUCCCUGUCCUGCCCUGCGGGGUCAGUCCUGGACGCUGAGGAGUCUGAGACCAUAUGCAGUCCCAGCCUGCAGUGGUCUCCAUCAACAGCCAGCGCACACUGUAAAGCCGCACCCUCAGUUGCCUCUCCUCCAUCAGGCCUGAAGUGUAAGCCGUGGGAGAACGUGGGGAAAACUCAGUGUGUGUGUAAAACGCCAUCUCAGUGCUUGACUUCUCUGCAGUUGUGUGCCAAACUCGGCUCAAGCAAAGCCCGUUUGCUUAGUGUCUGUCAACUCGGAGCUCUGAGGUGUAUGGGCCGGAGCUUUGCGUUGGUUAGUGACAGCGACUGUGCCUGGCCAGAGGAGACGGUCACGUCCUGCGUGGACUGCAAACCAGGGACAAUCUGUCAGGAAUCUAAAUGCGUCUGUCAGAACGCAUCAGAAUGCCCUACAGACUCCGCCCCACUGUGCGUCCGAUCUGGUGCUGGCGGCGUUGCCGUGGCGAUGACUGAAUGUGAGGUGGGGGCCAAACGGUGUGCCGGGGAGCAGGUCAACGUUUCCAGUAUCGAUGCGUGUCCAGAAUAAAGAUGUGUUGUUUUUUAUUUUAGUCAGCACACUCAUACACAAAGGAUGGAGCAGCCAAUAUUUUACCCAACACUUAAAUGAUGUAAAUAUGUUCCUCCACUAGAGCUGGGCGAUAAGAUGAAACAUAUUGUCAAAACGAUA